Clupea harengus (Atlantic herring) is the source of this 3189-nucleotide messenger RNA. It is a transcript of the gene slc25a14, whose product is annotated as brain mitochondrial carrier protein 1. NCBI's taxonomy places the organism in Eukaryota, Metazoa, Chordata, Actinopteri, Clupeiformes, Clupeidae. Gene Ontology annotation, biological process: transmembrane transport. The coding region runs from base 442 to 1449 and encodes 335 amino acids. The transcript is spliced from 8 exons. The record is from RefSeq and is a predicted model, not a curated record.
CACUGCUCUAAUUUAUUAGCCAGCGUUAGCUAGUCCAGAGACGUUAUAAACAGAUAGCUGUAAAUUGAUGGCUAACGUUAGCCAGUUAGCCUAUGCUCCGUAGGUGUCAUUUUAUUGUAUUGCUGGCAAAGACAGGUUAGUAGAAGGUCACCAGCAUUCGAAAAUGCUGGAAAUGUUGCUGUCUUUUUAAAAUAUAUCAGCUGACGUUUGAUCGUACGUUGAAAUACGUCUGUUCGCUGUAUGGAGUGUCGCAAAAGACAUUGCAGUAGUUGAAGUUAUUUACAACCGGAAGUAGGUAACUCUAGGUUUAUUUAAUCCAACCAGUGUCCUUUGACUUUUGAUUGACGUUUGUGCCGACCAUUUACAGUUGUAUGCUUGUGCGAUGGCGCUUGCAUGAAUUUUAAUAGAUAGAAGCAUCCCAUUCCGGUGCAUAAUUUGAUCAUGUCGCAUACAGGGUGGUUCGGUGUCUAUAAAACGGGUAGUGCAAUAUUGUGCCAUGUGCGAUUAAAAGAAUUUCUUCAUUUGUAUUUCGGCGGCUUGUUGCUGGUAUUAGCGGGUCUCCACCAGGCUGAAGGAGCCAGCUCCGAAAUGCCAGCCCUGAACUGGAAACCGUUCAUCUACGGGGGGAUGGCCUCCAUCGUUGCCGAGUUCGGCACCUUCCCCAUUGAUCUGACCAAAACCCGGCUGCAGGUACAGGGCCCGUCACACUGCAUGGAGGUGCGCUACCGGGGCAUGUUCCACGCGCUGCGCCGGAUCGGACAGGAAGAGGGCAUACGGGCGCUCUACUCGGGGAUUUCCCCAGCCCUCCUGCGCCAAGCCUCCUACGGGACGAUUAAGAUUGGCACCUACAACACAUUAAAGAAGCUGUUUGUGAGUCGCCCUGAAGAUGAGACCAUAGUCAUUAACGUGUUCUGUGGAGUGGUAUCAGGAGUCCUGUCCUCGUCAUUGGCCAACCCCACAGAUGUGCUGAAGAUUCGCAUGCAAGCGCAAGGCGCCCUGAUGCAGGGCAGCAUGAUGGCCAACUUCAUGAACAUCUACCAGACAGAGGGCACCCGUGGCCUGUGGAGGGGUGUAAUACCUACAGCACAGCGAGCGGCCAUUGUUGUUGGGGUGGAGUUACCUGUAUAUGACAUCACGAAGAAGCACCUCAUUGGUUCAGGAGUGAUGGAUGACAGCAUCCUCACACAUUUUAUCUCCAGUUUCACCUGUGGCCUGGCGGGGGCGCUGGCCUCCAACCCAGUGGACGUGGUGCGUACGAGGAUGAUGAACCAGCGGGUGUUGUCAGGCAACCCGCUCUACAAAGGCACGCUGGACGGUGUCAGGCAGACCUGGAGAGGCGAGGGCUUCUUUGCACUCUACAAGGGCUUCUGGCCCAACUGGCUUCGUUUGGGCCCCUGGAACAUUAUUUUCUUCAUCACAUAUGAGCAGCUGAAGAAGCUUCCUUUAUAGCCGGGCCAGCAGGACGGCCCUAGUUGGACUGGGAUCUGAACCGUCUCCCUGAAUGUCUUUGCACAUUCACCAUCACUCUUUGAUCACGCGUGUGUGUAUAUGCUCCACAAAUUAGUUACGUUUUAUUUGAAUGUUUUUUGUGCGCAGUUUCAUUUUUGCUUUGUUUGUUUUUAUUUGUUUUUAUUUAUUUAUUUAUAUAUUUAUUUAUUGUCACACAUUUCACGUAGCUCAUUUGCUCCAUAGGACUCCAUCCCCAUCCCCGCUUCCCUUCAGAUCCCCUCCCUGGCAGCUACAAAUAAAAUGUUGGUCCCUUUCAGACCACGCUGGAAUCCACAGUACGGGGGAAAACCUAGUAACAUAGUGAGCGAGCGACACUUGGAAUUUGAUUUAUAUUUAAAAAAAAAUAAUGAAUUAAGCAAUAGUUUUUAUUUGGCCUGCCUUUCUUUGAAUGUUGGUGGCAGCCCCACUUGGGAGUGUGGAGCUGUGAUGGUGGUAUGUGUAGUAAGGUUGGGUGGCAGUGAUCAGGACCGCGGCUGAAGUCACUGAAACGUAACUGUGCACUGCAGACACACACUCUUGUGUCAGUGGUCAGUGGUCAGAUGGUCCCCCUUGAUGUAAUCCUACUUCUGGUAGAUCCUUCCCCAAAGUGAUCAGAUGCUCCAGCGGAAGCCCCCCUGUGCACUGCAGACACACACUCUUGUGUCAGUGGUCAGUGGUCAGAUGGUGCCCCCUUGAUGUAAUCCUACUUGUGGUAGAUCCUUCCCCAAAGUGAUCAGAUGCUCCAGUGGAAGCCCUAAAAUGCACCUAGGUUUAAGAUACAGUAGGCAGCAUGUACAUCUAGUAGUAGUGAAGUUAAAUGCCUUUUUUCUUUCUUUUUUUUUUUAUUACCCAAAAUAAAAUAAUAGGUAUAAAAAAAACACCUCUUUAGAUGAAUUGGCACCUUGGGAAUGUGUGCACAAAUGUCAUCUGCUGCCUUGCCUAUGUAAAAAAAAAAAAAAAAAAGGAAUUUUCAAGAUGUUUCGGAUGUUUCUAGGCAAUGGCCUUUUCAGUCUUACAUUCAACACUUUUUGGCUUAACCAAAUUGCUCACCACAUUUUUUGUUCCAGUGCUGCCUAUGGCACCUUUUAAUGCCUGUCUUCAUAUUUGUUCAGGAAAUAAUCUGAGAUCGCUGCCAGCUUGGUUUAUACUCUUCUCUUAGAGGAGGUUUCCUAUGGCAAAGAGCACACACACGUAAACUGAGGAACCUGUUAGUUAGUUUGUUUCAGCCAGACACACACACACACACACAGGACAGGACAAAUAAAAGGAUCCUACUCCCUCAGCCAAUGAGGCUCCUUAUGGGGCCUGUGCUUCACCCAGGAGACACUGAACUUCACCCAUCUAGGCUGGAGGGCAGAACUGGUGUGUUGUGGACCCGUAGCUAUGUUCGGCAUGACCGGACCCAAAACUGAAUUCUCAUCCCAGUUUUUUGUGAUCCCAAAAAAUCCGAUUUGAGCUGCAUGUGGGCUUUUGUCUUCAACCCAAUAAUGUGAGUGUGAUGGAGCUUUUCCCCAUCAAAGUCUGGAACAAUUCAAGGACUCUAGAAGUGUCCAAAACUACAUAGUAAGAUUUGUGAAUAUUUUUUUGGAAUAAGUAAUCUGGAGACACUUUGAUGAACUUGAAUAUGUUACUUGUUUGUUUUUCUGAGCCAAUAUGGUUUGUGUGUAAUGUUUUUUUUUUUUCAUCUUUCCUAUUAUUAUU